UUUGAAUCAAGUUUUUGACAAUUCAAAUAAUUAAACAUUUUCUGUAAAUAUUGUACAGGUAAAACGAAGCGAAUCGAAAAUAAUAAUUCUUGUGAAAGGCAGUCGCUCAUCCCGUCGAAAAUGCCAAAAAAGAAUUCCAACAUAAAGGAGGAAUCGGAAGAAGAUAUCGAUGACGAAACUAGCAACAACGAGCCAGUCCCAUUUGCCGCUGCACUGGGACUUCGUAGGGUUGGAAGUGCUCCACCAAAAAAGCCUCAGCAACAGCCACUUCAAGCGUUAAAUGCCCGUGGUAUGCCAGCUCGAAUUCGUAAAAAGAAUAAAUUGUUCUUCGACGAUGACGUCGUAAUCGAUAAACCGCAAGCGUCACCAAUCAAACGACCAGCUCGAACGGAGCCGGUAAAAUCGCCGACGAAAUCUGCCAAGAAGCGCAGAAUGACACCAUCAAGGGCUGCGAAAGUGAAAGAGGACACAAAGGACAGUGAUGAUGAACCGGCAGAAAAGCGCAAAACAACCGUUUUGACAUUCGAUCGUGUCGGAUCGCAACGUAUUGGAUUACGUUUGCGAAAUAUCUUGAAACUGCCAAAGGCCCACAAAUGGGUGGGCUACGAAUUUUUCUACAGCUAUCUGGACCGACCGUUGUUCGAGAGUGAAAAUGAUUUUCAGAUUUGCUUGCACGAUUUCUUUCCGGCUCUAACCAACCGACAACUAACUCGCAUCGAAUGGAAUAAGGUUCGAAGAUUGAUGGGAAAGCCUCGCAGAAGUUCACAAGCAUUCUUCGACGAGGAGAGACACGAGUUGGAACGGCGCAGACAGAAAAUCCGGUUGUUACAGACCCGUAAAUCAGCCGACUUGGAAUUCGUUCGAGAUUUACCAAAUGAAAUUCCGUUGCCAUUGCCAAUAGGCACCAAGGUCACUGCUCGUUUGAGACAUCCACAGGAUGGUAUGUUUACCGGAAGCAUCGAUGCAUUUGAUUCCAUGUCCAGCAUCUACAGGAUAACAUUCGAUCGCGCCGGUCUUGGCACUCACUCCGUUCCUGACUUUGAGGUGGCUGCCAACGAAUUCAUUGAAUCGAUACCGCUCAAUACCUUCACCAAAAACCCUCGUAUAAGAAACACUUCGCUGUUGAACCGUAAACUUGGUCUACUAUCGGGCAGCAAAAACGAUCCACUGCUUGGCUCCGAGAUAUACAACAACAGCAAAUCGAUUAUGAUGUCGAAGGAGUCGAUUGGUGGUUUUCAGCUAAAACUGCUCGAGAUGGUCAUACGUACGAAAAAGACGAUCGCUGCUAAGCAAAUGAAAUUGGUUCAUUUGAAAAGCAUGAAUGCUGAGGCCGAGAUGUUGAAGUCAGCCGGUGAUAUCAUACCGGAUGAUUUUCAACGACGCUAUGCCAGCAUGUUGAUUGGAAUGGAGAAAUUGAAUGGUGACUUGGCCAAAUAUUUAAGUCAAAUUCAAACGCUGUCACGAGAUCUGACAAAGGAACCAUUGAUCGCCGCAUUGUUGACUCCCAGCUACCUACGCGAACAAUGCAAAUCGUUGGCAGAGGACACGGUCGAGAAGAACAAUCAGGCGGUGAAGGACGAGUCAAUGUUACGCUUGAUCACCGAUCUAGCAACCAUUAUGUGGGUGGCAUCCAAUUUGAGCAGCGACGAGGGUAGCUCGAGUGCACGUACUGUAUUGGAUGUUUGCUUGGAAGAGGCUAAAAGUCGACUAGAUCCGGAAAAUAUUGUUUCGUUCCAGAAAAACGUUCAAGUUCAUCUAAGACAUUUGGACAAUGAUUUGCAGAGUAAUGCCAAUUGAUUAGCUGAAUUCGCUUAUGUGUUCUACGAAAAUAUGUAAAUAAUGAGAAAAUAAACUGCUUUCAGAUCGUA
Bradysia coprophila is the source of this 1868-nucleotide messenger RNA. Its product is annotated as protein lin-9 homolog. Lineage: Eukaryota; Metazoa; Arthropoda; Insecta; Diptera; Sciaridae. The record is from RefSeq and is a predicted model, not a curated record. Gene Ontology annotation, molecular function: DNA binding. Gene Ontology annotation, biological process: regulation of cell cycle; DNA-templated transcription; reproductive process. Gene Ontology annotation, cellular component: nucleoplasm; transcription repressor complex.